Moesziomyces aphidis is the source of this 624-nucleotide messenger RNA. Lineage: Eukaryota; Fungi; Basidiomycota; Ustilaginomycetes; Ustilaginales; Ustilaginaceae. The record is from the annotation of a GenBank genome assembly.
AUGGCAACAACAGAAUCCAACUAUCGCUCCGAGCUCUCGGGCUUUCGAUGGGCGCAAGGGCGGACGGACGACUCGCGUUCGCAGGCGGCGAGUGGGCCGUCGAGCUACCUCUCGACGCUCACCAACAGCAUAUCGGGCUACGUGCCGCUGCGAUCCAACGAGCGCACCAACGAGGAAGAGGCGUACCUGAGCCUGAGUCGAUGGGAGCGCUUCCUGGGCUUCCUGGCGUGCAUCGCGGGCGCGGCCGUGUGCUUCUUCUUCAGCUUCAUCUUCCUCUCGCCGCCCAUCCUGGCGCUGCGACCGCAAAAGUUUGCGCUGGCGUUCUCGCUGGGCAGCAUGCUGUUCAUGAUCGGAUUCUCGGUGCUCUCGGGACCGCUCGCGCAUCUCAAGCACAUCUGCAGCAAGGAACGACUGCCGUUCUCGAUCGCCUACUUUUCGUCUCUCGCCCUCACCAUCUACUUUGCCGUCGGUCCGCGCAAGAUGCUGCCUACACUCAUCUUCGCCGUGAUCCAGGUGGGUGCGCUCGUCACUUAUUUGGCCGCAUACUUCCCUGGAGGCACCACCACAUUGCGGUAUGGUGGCAGCAUGAUCCUGCGAGGCGGAGCGUCAUUACUCCCAAUCUAA